Messenger RNA from Paramecium sonneborni, 7269 nucleotides. The record is from the annotation of a GenBank genome assembly. NCBI's taxonomy places the organism in Eukaryota, Ciliophora, Oligohymenophorea, Peniculida, Parameciidae.
AUGCAAUAAGAAACAGUAGAGUACCUUGUAGAAAUUAGCAGGCAAAUAUCUGUAUUUAUUUAUUUUAUUUUAGAAUGCUCAUAAAUCUGAACCAAGAUUGUCAUUUAAAGUAAUUAUUUCUCUUUAAAAUUUUAAUAGCGAUAAUUACAUAAAUUUUUGGAAAAGUUAAAAUCAAGUGAUUCUUUGAAACAAUAUUAAAGUAUUCUCAUUAGUUAUUUGCAUAAUGGUAAUUAUCUAUUUCAAUAAUUAGCAAUAUCAAAUCCUCUCAAUCACAAAUUAAAUGUCUAAUAAUAGGUUAUUACAAUUUUGAUAUAAUUUUUUGAAGUCGACUAGCCUCAAGGUAUAUAAAACUUCAUAUUUAAGUUUGUGAUUCUUAAACUCUGUGUGAGGUAGUAGCUGAUUAUGUGAAAUUUAUAAUAAAAUCAGAUUUUUAGGAUGAAUAUUUAAAAAAAUAAUUUGCAAAUUUUAUCAAAUUAAUAUUUUGGAAUAAAAAAAUAUUUAAUGUUACUAACAUUGAAAUUAAAGAGAUAGAAAUAAUUGACUAACACUUUAAUUUAAAUUUAAAAACUUCAAUUUUGUAAAUAUUAAUUAAUAAUUUUAGUUCUAAUAAGAGUUUAUAAUAAUUAUUAAAAAGCUAUAUAUUAUCAAUUGAGUAACUAUCAGAAUACCUUUUAUCUAUGUAAUAUCCAGAAGUUUUUUUAAUGGUUUUAGAUUUUAGUGCACUUAAAUUUGAAAUUCCAAAAUUUAUUAAAAAUGGAACUUUUGAUAUCGAUUGCAAAAGCAAAUUACAACUUCUUCCUUAUGAAUAAUAAAUAUAAUUAUUCUUAAAUCUUAAAGAAUUAGAUAAUGAGAAAUUAGAUAUCUUCACAUAAUUAAUAUUUUAGAAUUAGAAUUUAGAUAUUGCAUCUUAUGUACCUAAACUAAUAAUAGUUAUUGUAAAUUCCUCAUAGAUUGAUUAUGAUAGAGCAUUAAUUAUUUUGAAAAGAAUAUCAAAUAAUCAAAAAUUCAAUUUGAAUUAUGAAUAUUUGAGAGCAGUUUUAAUAUAAAGUAAAGAAAAUCAAUUAAUUAAUUUUAUUAUUGAUGCUAUUGUAAGCUUUGAAUAAUGUACAGAAAAUAUUGUAAAAUCAGAAAUUUCAAAACAUUCCAAUCCUUUAUCAAUAAUAUAUUUGCUAAUUUAAUUGAUUAAACAAGAUCAAUUUGAUUAAUUAUAUGAGAAAUUACUUAAUAAAUCUAUCUCUCCAUAUUAAUAUGUCAUUUUACAUGUGAUAUUAAUUAUUUAAGAAAAAUCUAUAAUGUUGGAACCUUUAUAGGAAUAAUGUUUAAGAUUUUAACUUAAUGAAAUUUGUUUAGUAUAAAUAUUUAGUUUCUAUUCUUUCUAAAAUUUAAUCAUUUAGAGAAAAAUAAAACUUUUAUCAUAAUUUAAAUAACUAAUUGAAACUGAAUAGAAUAUGUCAUUUUAUGAUAUCUUAGUAAUAAUAGGAUAAGAGACUAAUUAAUCAACAUAAAUAAAUUAAAGGAUUGGAUAAAUUUUAAACAGAGAAUGGAAUAAUAUAAGUAAUUUUUUGAAGUAAAUUGAAUAUAAUAAAUAAUCUUAAAUAAUAUAAGGAUUUUAUUAUGUUGUAAUGUAUUUUACAGAUUAAAAUGAGUCAGAAUUUUUAAGACUUUUUAAUAUAAUACGUUCAUCAAUGUGUAAUAGAAAUAAAGUUGUCAAUUAUAAUAAGUUAAUUAAUUCUAUUUAAUAAUAUGAAUUAGACAAACCAGAACCAUAAAUAUAAUUAUAUGUGAUGCUUUUAAAGAUAAAUUAUUUAUUGUCGGAUAAUUUCAUACACAGAAAAAAAAAUGGAGAAGAAAUUUCAGAAAGAUCUAGUGAAUUUGGAGAUUUGAAUGAAGGAUAAGAAUAAGAAUAUUAUAAAUAGAUAUAAGAACAUGGCAAGAUUUUAAUUGAUAAAUUAGAAAAAACUAUACAACGUUACGAGACUAACUAUCUUAGAAUGCAGAAAAAUUUAUAUUUAGCUGUUUAAAUAGGUAGACUUUUACAAUUAAGUGACAUAAAAAUUAAUAUAUAACAUUCACUUUUAGUUAAUGAAUAAGUAUAGAAUAUGCUUUAUGAAUAAAAUUUAAUUGAAAGUGAUAUUAUAUGGGAUUCUUUAAAAAAAUUACAGAAAGUUUAAUUAGCAACAGCAAUAAUUCAAAUAUUUAAAAAUGAAAAAAGUGUCAAAUUAAUGAAAAUGGUAGUUGUAGAAUUAAGCAAAUUAUGUAAAUAUCGAUAUUACGCAUUAUUAUGGAAAUAAUAUGAUAUAUUUAGCAUUCAAUAAAAUGUUUAAUAGUAAAUAAGCAAUAUUACAAAACUUUAAAUGACAGCACACAAAUUUCAAUUAAUAUUAAAAAUUUAGGAUAAUUAUGAAUUUUUAAAGUUAGCAUAUUAAUAAGUUUAGAAAAGUUAAUUUGAAUUAUUAGCUUUAUUAAUUGCAAUAAGUUUACAUUGUGGUAUUAGUAAUAAUUUAAUUGAUGGAAUGGGUGAAUAAAAUGAAAUGUGUAUAAAUAAAUUGAUUGUAGAAUUCAGUUGUGCUGGAUUAUUAUAAUUAGUAUUGACGCUUGUGAAACCUAUAAAAUAAUAAAAAAAGAAGAAAUAAUAAAUGGAAAUAGAGAAGAAAUUAGAAGAUUAUCUUUCAAAUUAAAUAUAAGAUGCAAUUAGUUUAGUAUUGAUUGGAAUUUAAAAGAAUUUAAAUAAAAAUUAAGAUUUAAAAUAAGAAUUUAUUAAUUUGGCUACAAAUGUAUAUUAAUAUGGUUAAUCUUCAGAAUAUAGUUUAAUAUUAGAUUUAUUUGAUAAGAUUCCAUAUGAAUUAAUAAUUAAUUGUUUAAAAUCAAUUUAAAGUUAAGAUAAAUUUUUGGAUUAAAAAUUAUAACAUAUUUUAGUACUUAUCAAUAAAUUUGAUAAAAUUUAAUUAACAAAUGAAUUUUAUGAAUUAUCUUAUGAUAUCAUAAUUAAUAGCAACUAAAUAAAUUAGACAAUGAUAGAAUAUUGUCUAUAACUUAUUAGUAUAAUAAAGAUGAAUGAGAAUGGUUAGCCUUAAAAUCAAACAAAUAUAGAUGUAUAAUAAUUAAAAGAGAUACUUAUACCUGAGAAUUUCGUUCCUACUGGUUGUACAUAAUAAAAUAUUCAACAAUAAAUCUACACUUGUAUUUAAUGUUAAAAUAAUAAUAAAAAGAAUAUUUAAUGUUGUGCAAGUUGUGCAUUUAGUUGUCAUUAGAAUCAUUAAAUUUAAUAUGAAAAUAUGAUUGAAUCAAUGUGUGAAUGUAAUCAAACAAAAAAAUGUAAUUAAUAAAGACAGAAAUAACCAAUACAUACAUAAUAAAAUAGAAGACUUUUAUUUCCACCUUCAGCAACAAAUACAUCUGGAGUUUUAGUUGAAUAUUUUAGAAGAGAAAGAGAAAUAAGAGAAAGAGAAUUUAAAGAUUUAGAAUUACAUCCAAAUAUGAAAGAAUAUGCAAGAAUAAAAGAUAAUUUCUAAGAUUUUGAUUCUGAAGUAGAAUUAGAAGAUUCUUUAUCCAGUUCAUAAAUUUAAUAUCAUGAUGAAUCAAAUAAUGAUGUGAUUGAAAAAUAUGAAUCCAGUAGUAAUUCUAUUAUAGAAAUAGAACCAAAUUAAUUUGAACCAAAAGAAGUUAAAAAUUAUAAAAAACCAUAAUAAGAUUCUAAAUUUUUUUCAAAAUUAAAAAUAAAUUUUGAUCUUCUAUUUGAUAAAUUAAUAUAAAUGUGUAAUUUUACAAUAUAAAAUUACAAAAGUUUAGAAUCAAAUUAUUAAAAUGAUUUAGAAGAUCAAGAAUAUGAAUUAUAAUCGAAAAUUCCUCAUAACAUUCAAAAAAUAAAUACUUUAAUAUCACAAAAUAAUAUAAUAUAACAUAAGACAGAAAAUAUAGAUGUAUUGAAUGAACUUAGAAAUUAAUAAGAAUAAAUAUAAUAAAAAUUAGGAAUAUAUUAUGUUGCAUUUUAAAUAAGAAAGGUUAUUGAUGAAGGAGAUAAUUUUAUUGCUGUAGCAGGUCAUAGUGAGAUGAAAAUAUUUAAUAAAACUAAAUAUUUUUAAAUUUUAGAGAAAAGAACAAGUGGUUUAUAAUUACCUUAUACAAAAGUAGGUUGUAAACCACCAGUAUCUACAAUUUUAUUUAAUCCUUACAAUUAAAAAUAAAUUCUUGUAGUAGGAUUAUUAGAAAUACAUUUAAUAGAAUUAAAAUAAGAUGGUACACCUUAAAGUGAUAAGGCUGUAAUUGCUCGUUUUACACAUCCAAUUAGUAAAACCUUAUGGAUAAAUUAAAAUAUGUUUGCUUGGUUAGCAUUCAAUUCUAUUUAUACAUUUAAUAUUACUUCAUCAAAUUAAUAAUGUUAUAAUCUAAAUCUAGAUGACAAGAAAAUAAAAGAUUUUUGUAUAAUUAAUGGAACUAUUUUAUGUGUAGAUUUAUAAGGAGAUAUAUAUUAAUAAAAACUUGUUGAAGGAUAAUAAAAAAUACCAAUUUCAGAAAAAGUUAAUUUAGAUGAUCAACUAAAAGGUAAAAGUAGAGAUAAAACACCAUAUUGUUUAGCUAAAAUUAAUAAUACUUCCAUUUUACUUAUUUCAUACAAAAAUGGAGCAUCAUUUCUUUGUACUUUUUAAGACAAAGCUUUUAUAAAUAUUGUUAGAUUAGAUGAAUUAUUAUUUUCUUAAUCAUUAGAUGGUUUAUUAGCAUCUCCUUAAUUUAUAAGUUAAAAUAAAAAUAAUCUAAAAUUUUCAGUUCUAGCAUAAAAAUAAAAUCAAACAAACUAAUAAGUUAAUUUUCAUAGUGGUAGAUUACUUAUUAUUGAAAUUAAUAAUAAAGGAAAUAUUGGUGUCUAAUAAAUUUUUGAUAAUUUUGUAGAAGGAUAUUGCCUUUUAAAAGAUCCAGAAUAUAAUUUAUUUGCAUUAGCUAUUGCUGAAAAUAAAUAAUUGAUUUCAGCUUGUUUAAAUUUAAAAGAUAAUGUUACCUAACUUUGUUAAGAUAGAAAAAAUGAAAAUUAAGACUAAUUAAUUAAUUAAUUAAAAGAGAGAUUUGAAUUAAAUCUAUUAAAACAAACAUCUAAUUUAUUUAAUCCUUUAUAAAAUUUCUGUUUAGCACCUAGUGUUUUAGCAACUCCAUAAUAAUUAUAAAUUGGACCUACUAGUAUAACUGUUACAUAAGGUUAUGCAAUUACAGGUAUUAUUUUUAAUAAACCAAAUGUUGAUCAAAUUGAAAUUUUUAAAUAUCGAACCAUUUAAAAGAGAAAUAACUUUAUUAUAAUUCCAUUAAAUUACAUUGAAUAAAUUUAUACUUUAUUGACUCAUACAAUUACUUUUACUUAAAAUAAUUAUAAUAAUUUGUAAGUUUACAUUUAAAAAAUGACAUUAUCAUAAGCUAUGAUGACUAAACUUAUGUCAAUUUUAAAUUAAGAUAAUAAUUAAAUGAAAUCUUAUAUAUUUUAAGAUAUUAAAUAACGUAAUCAUAAAUUCAAAUCUAUUCUAUCUGAAUAAUAAAUCAAUCUAGUUAAUAGUUUAGAUUGUCUUGGAAUAACUUUGCAAGCAUAUCAAAAUCCAACAAUUAAAUUUACUAUUAUACCUUAAUUGAUAGCAAUAAUCUAAUAAAACUAACCAAUUAUUACAGAUUCUGCUAAAAAACUCUUAAAAAUUUUAUUAAAGAAUCACAAAGCCUUACUUGGUAGUGAAUAUGAUUAUCGAUCUAUUAAAGAUAAAAUAUUUAUUGAAAAAAUUAAAAGCAAAACUAGUGCACAAAUAAUUUAAAAAUUAUAAAAAAUAUAAAGUACAAGAUUACCAUAACUUUUUUAUAUCUAUAAUUAAAUUCCUAAUGUAAUUUUUGAUAUUUUAAGUGAAACCAUUAAUUACAAACAAUAUUCACAAUUGCUUUUGAGAUAUCUUUAAUUUUUAUAGAAUUGUUAAAAAGACAUAAAUGAAACAUUAUCAUAAGUUGAAGAUAUUAAAUAACUUUGGAAAUUAUCUAAUUAAAAUAUGUUUAAUAGAACAUUUAUUGAGGAAUUAAUAAUAUUUUAGAAGAAUAAAAAAAGUGAAAUAUUUGAAUAUGCAUGGGAUGUAUUUCCUAAAGAAAAUAUUUAAUCAGAAAAAAUUGAAACAGAAUCUUUGGAAGAAAAAAAUAAAUUUGAACCUUAUUUAGAUUUUGAUGAAAUUCCAAUUGAUUUUGGAGAUGAUUAUGAUCCAUAUGAAGCUUUAUUAUUACGUUAAGAAUUAUAAAAAUAGUAACCUAUAGUGAAUUAAACAAAAAAAUGUAGAUAAAUAGCUUUUCCAACUCCUAAACCAGCAUAAUCUUUAUUAGUCGAAUAACAAGAUUUAAUAAAAGCCUACUCUUAAUGGCUCCAAAAAGGAAUUAAGUCUUAUAACGAGUAAUAUCAGAAAGGUAAAAGGGAAUUCUAAUAUUUACUUUAACUAUCUAAGUAAUUUUAUGCAUUAGCAAAAUCGACUAAAAAUAUAGGAGUGGUAGUUGAUUAUUUAUAAAUGAUUGACUUUAAAGGCAAAGGUAUUUCAAGUGUCUUACUUUUAACUUACAUUAAUGGAAAAAAUAUAAAUGAUGAAUUAUGGGUAGUUUUUAAUUAAAAUCAACUCUUUUUAGAUUUAUAAGUAAAACUUAUAUAUAUGAAUAUUUUAGAUUAUAUAUGAUGUUUUGAGUAAUCUUGACAUAAGUGAUUAACAACAAUGUAGAUUAAAAUAAAAGAAUUUACCACUUGAUAAGUUAAGAGAUAUAAUGAAAAGUGAAAUUGAAUCAUAAAUCUAAUUAUUAAACAAUUUAAUGGAAAAGAAGAAUUAAUUAUUGUAUCUUUAAAUUAUUAAGUAUCUUUUGAAUGCCACAAAAAUUAAUGUAAAAUUAUUCUUAAUAAAUUAGGUAUAAAUGGUUGAGAAAUUAUAAACAAAUCAAUGGACUGAAUUAAUUUGUUAGUUAAAAAUUAAUUAAGCAUCAAAAUAGAUUGUUUCAACAUAUUUAAAAUAAUUAUUGUAAUAAAUAAUUGCAAAAUAAGAUUAUUAUUACAUCAAAGAUGUGAAUUUAUAUAGAACUUAAUUAAGAGAAUUGAGUAAAAAUUAAUCACUUUACAUUAAUAAAUAAUCAACUUAUCAAGCCUUAAAAAGAAUAUUGAAAACAAGCAAGAAGAGACCAUAAUUUUGGAAGGAAUUUUGUGAUGAGAAUGUUUUAAAAAUUAUAAAAUCUUUAAUAAAGACAUACCCAAAGGAGACAUUAGAAGUGAUUGAAAUUAUUAUUUGA